Messenger RNA from Andrographis paniculata, 1137 nucleotides. RefSeq lists its product as uncharacterized. Bases 68 to 1012 code for a protein of 314 amino acids. The record is from RefSeq and is a predicted model, not a curated record. The transcript has 5 exons. Gene Ontology annotation, biological process: base-excision repair. NCBI's taxonomy places the organism in Eukaryota, Viridiplantae, Streptophyta, Magnoliopsida, Lamiales, Acanthaceae. Gene Ontology annotation, molecular function: DNA-3-methyladenine glycosylase activity.
UUAAUAUUCUCUUGAAAAUCCACCAUUACAUCAUUCCAUACAAACAACAUUAAUCUCUAGUACCAGGAUGUCCAAACACUAUAUCAAGAAACAUGUCCUGUACAAAAACACCUCUACUCCCAUGGAGAGAAAGAAACCACACCAACAAACAAGCAGCUUCUUCUCCAAACAUUUCAAGAAAAUUUACCCUAUUGAAUUGAAGAUAACCUGUUCACCUCUUUCACUCUCUUCUUUAUCAUUAUCAUUGUCUCAAAACUCUAGUGAUUCUUCCUUAACCGCCUCCUCGGAGACUUUUGAUCCGAAGAUACCGUCAGCCCUCACCUUGAUAACCCUUGAAGAUCGAAGAAGAGAGGAACCUGUGGCCAAGAUUAAUGCGCAGAAGCCGAUCUCAGUUAAUCCAACGGCUGAGGAAUGGACAAGGAGGUGCAACUGGAUUACCAAAACCAGUGAUGAGCUGUAUGUGCAAUUCCACGACGAAUGCUGGGGAGUUCCGACUUAUGAUGACAACAAGAUGUUUGAGCUGCUUACAAUGUGUGGAAUGCUCAUGGAUUUCAAUUGGACUGAUAUUCUUAAGAGGAGACAACUUCUCAGGGAAGCUUUCGCUGGUUUUGAUCCGGACAAUGUGGCAAGAAUGGGCGAACAAGAAAUUGUUGACAUCGCCUCCAACAAGGAACUUGCCUUAGCAGAAUGUAGGAUCAGGUGCAUUGUUGUCAAUGCAAAAUGCAUAAGAAAGGUUGCUAAGGAACAUGGAUCUUUCAGUAGCUACAUGUGGGAUCAUGUGAGUUACAAACCAUUGAUCAAGAAGUUCAGGUAUCCAAGAAAUGUCCCUCUGAGGAGCUCUAAGGGUGAGGUGAUCAGCAAGGACCUGGUGAGUCGUGGGUUCCGCCUCGUUGGGCCUGUCAUCGUCUACUCAUUUAUGCAAGCAUCCGGGAUGACCAUUGAUCAUCUUGUCGACUGUUUCAGAUAUGGAGAGUGUGUCAAUCUUGCUGAAAGGCCAUGGAGACAUGUUUGAUGAGUUGCAAGAACAUAUAGAUCAAACUAAUAUACAACUUAUAGCAAUGAAGGUUUUCUUGAUUUUCUUGAUUCUUUGAUCUGUGAGUUGUAAGUUAAUUUCCUGCAAGUGAUGCUUGAAUCUUA